Molecule: messenger RNA, 564 nt
Organism: Dovyalis caffra
Lineage: Eukaryota; Viridiplantae; Streptophyta; Magnoliopsida; Malpighiales; Salicaceae
Source: the annotation of a GenBank genome assembly
AUGGGUAAUAGCACCAGUGUGGUAAUUCAUGACAUUAACGUCAACUUUGGUACUCUGCCCGAAAAACCGUUACCCGUCAACGUGAAUAAGGCGGCGGAAAUAACGUUGUAUAGCAGUAGCGUCGAAAAGGAUAUUGGCGACACUAGCAGUGAAGUCCUUGAAAUACCAUUUGAAUGCUCUACUGAUGCUUUUUUCAAAUUCUUCAAGGAAGAAGCAAACAAGUUACAUAGAACCAGCGAUGACAAAAAGGUGGUUAAUAAUACUGACUCCGGCAAGUGGAUUUUCUUCAAUCCCACUGAUACUUCUGAGACCAUCAAGUAUAAAGUUAUAGCCAUAGACGAGGUUUCCAAGAACAUCACCUUCGAAGUGCUGGAAGGAGAGAUGAUGCAAUUUUACAAGAACUUCACGGUCACUCUUGAGGUUACUGCUGACAGCACAGCAAAAUGGACUAUUGAAUAUGUGAAAAUAGAUCCAGACAAACCAAAUUCUGAUGUUUCCUUCGAACUUUUGCGUCAUCUCAGCAUCGCGGUUAAUGCUUACAUUAAAUCCGAUGGCGAAGCAUAG